Molecule: messenger RNA, 1752 nt
Organism: Penicillium salamii
Lineage: Eukaryota; Fungi; Ascomycota; Eurotiomycetes; Eurotiales; Aspergillaceae
Source: the annotation of a GenBank genome assembly
AUGCCCAGAAAACCCACGCCAGCAGCCAAGCAGCGGGUGAGGACCGGCUGCUUGACGUGUCGAAAACGGAGGAGAAAAUGUGAUGAGCAAAAGCCCAGCUGUGCGAACUGUGAAGUGAAAGGAUUCACCUGCAAAUAUGGCUCUGAUUUAGCGUUCGUGCCACCGCGCUCGGGGGCGGUUCCCAGUGCCGGACAGGGUUAUGGCAAUAUCACCUUUGUCGACGACUCACCACUUGCUGUUUCUAAAGACAAAAAGGACCAGAAGCCCGACGAGUCGCACAGCUCUGCCGAGUUCUCCCUGGACGGCCUGCAGUCUUCAACCGAGAGUCAUGAUGAUCCUUCAGAGCCGCCUCGGGCUUUCGAGUUUCAAAGCAUCUUAUCAUCAGCAGUGCCAAAUGUGGAUUUCUCAGAUCCUCCCAUUCCAUUUAUCGGCGGUCGGGGGACGCCACAUGCUCCUUACCUGAACACUGUUUCAUAUCUUGGAAACCCUAUAUCAGCUGCAAGUGACCAGGCACCCGAUCGGCGGGUGCAGCUUGCAAGCAGCAAUCGAGAAACAGACCUGCUUCGACACUUCAGAUACCAUCUUGGGCCGUGGAUUGACAUAGGAGACCCAGAGCUGCCAUUUGGGCUGCAGGUUCUGCUCCUUUCUCGGACGAACCGAGCCCUUCAAGCUGCCGUCCUUGCAGUCUCUGCCGGCCAGAGACUGCUGAUGUCAUGUCCAAGCAGAACUGACCUCGACAGCAGUCACGUCUUCCGAACGGAAGCAGAAGGCAGUCUGGCCCUUGAGUGUGAUUUAGCCAGGCAUGCUGGUCAAACCCUUCUCAUGCUCCAAGAUGCUCUUCCUUCAGGACCACAACAGUGGAGGGCUUUGCUUGCUCCCACAAUCGAACAGGCUUGUGAUUUUGCAUCACGGGCAGGUCAAGGAGAGGAUGUGGGAGAAGCAUUGCUAUGGCUCUACUUCAGACUCGAUCUUGCCGGGUGCAUUACCCAAUCAAAAGCACCACUCACGCCGUUCCGAUCACUAUUACAACGCGAUGGCACAUUCAUUCUGCACCCACAGCCACAAGCCCAACCGCAAACUGUUCACCGCGCAUACAAGCACAUCCUGUGUCUACUCGGCCACUGUUUGGCCUUGAUACACGGAGAUCCUGAAACAUCCUCCCCGCAAACGGUCUCCUCGCCAGAACUGGCAGCAUUCCCUUCUCUCAGACAAUCACAUUUCCUCUCGCAGUGGACAUUCCUUUGGUCAGACUGUCAAAAAUGGUACAAUGAUCGACCCGUGAACGUCCAGCAGAUCGUGGAUAUUCGCGGAGGUGAAGCCGACCACAUUGACCCAGACCACGACUCCUCAUUCCCCAUCCUCAUCUACACAACACCAAUGGCGCUGGUCGCCAAUGCUGUUUACCACACGAUCUCUCUGUUGAUGCUGACCCACAAGCCACGCCUCUUGAAAUCACUACCCGGGCCUAGGUCCGUCACGUCUCAUAUCUGGCAUGCGCAAUCAAUUGCCGGUAUCGCGGCAAGCAAUGACUCCCCCGAGCAAUGGGACCCGGUACUUGUUGCUAGCCUUCUCGUCAUUGCAAAGGAGAUGACUCACGAGUCACAGCAGACAGUCAUUCUGCAACGUCUGGCGAAAAUCACCGCCACAACUGGAAUCAAACUUGAUCGGGAAAGGGAAGCGCUCCAGGCUACGUGGAACCUAGCUCGCUACGAGGAGGAAUUUGAAGAUGAACCUGAUACUAUAAUUUCAUGA